Racocetra persica is the source of this 133-nucleotide messenger RNA. The record is from the annotation of a GenBank genome assembly. NCBI's taxonomy places the organism in Eukaryota, Fungi, Glomeromycota, Glomeromycetes, Diversisporales, Gigasporaceae.
UCUUCACCUAAUAUUGCAAUGUAUAUUGGAAUUGGUAUUGCUUUAGGCGCCGUUGUAAUUGGUAUCUUAGGUUUUGCUAUAUUUUAUGUAUAUAAAAAGCGCUAUUUAGAUUCAAACUUUAUUCCAACACCUG